AUGGAGAUGCAGUGCAAGGAGAGAGUGGACUUACUUGAAGCUUUGAGACAAUCGAGACUGGAGGAGGCUUCGGGCGAGAGGUCAAUAGACGAGCGCAAGGGCAAGGCCAGCAGGGCUUCUCCUUCCAGAAAGUCAAGACACUCUUCAGAGAUCGAGCACGGUGAACCAGGAUAUAUUGGGAACGGCACAAUCCCUGCCGUGAGCUACCCAGAUAUCUCACGACCGCCUUCACUGCCACAGCGACCUUCAUUAUUCCCAAGGCGCAGCUCUGAACGUGCAGUUGUAGGGAGCAAAGGGUCAGAUCAGGCUUCACAUUCUGCACACUUUUCGAGAACGAACGCAUCGUCUUCUAGCUUGCUCGCACCGCCAGUGAAGAAGACGUCUCGAAGUCAGAGUCCUGAUAAAGGAAGAACCAUGCUCCACACAUUACGAUCGUCUGAUAGAAGCAAAAGAAAGCCAAGUCCGAAACCAUCUGGGUCCAGCAGGUCGGCAAAUCUCGUGACGAAUAAAGCUGCAACGCUGGCGUGGCAGUCACUUGGCAGGACAGGCCGAGAUAAACUUGGCCGUAGCCAGGACCCGGAGCUUUAUAAUAGCAGCACGACGCUAUCAGACUCCAGUCGGAAAGGAAGCAUUGACGAUCGAGUGGGUGGAAGGUCUUACUCGUCAGGUAAUGUGCGAUAUGAUAGUAGGACAAGAACCCUUGUCCACGACAGGUCCCCCAGACCUCCAAGCCCGGUGGAUAUAUUACCAGGCAACCAUGAGUUAUCUGGUUCUACGGACCGUUCGAAUGACUAUCUGUUCCCACCAGCCGGUCCAAACCAUGCCGAUGCUGUUACAGGAUCGAAGCUUACUUCGUCGGCAUCGCAUGAUCCACUUAAUGUUACUCUGACUGAACCCAGUAUCCCUGUGCCUAAAAGGACGCCUCCUCCACCGCCACCUCGUUCAAAAAAACCGAUCAAUUUCGAACCUGUAUCCUAUCCAACAUACCUCAAGGAAUAUCCGGAGACGAGUGCCAAAAAAGCCAAGGCUGAAGCUGAAUUUCCGCUGCGGCGCAAGCCGGCAGUAGCAGAUGGGGCCGACAUCAAGUUGGCUGAUGCUUCUCCCAAGCUGUCAAGGAGACCAGCAACAGCGAGCAACUCACCUGCUCGACAUUCUGAUCGACACCAAGCCAGGAAUAAUGCGAGACAGGUUGGAAGAAGUGAUGCCAGGCGCUCCAAAGAUUUGGAUAUGUCAUCUCUCAGUAUCGACGAUGACACUAAUAGCAGUGAAGGCUAUGAAGUCAGCCCAAGGAGGAAGCACUUGCAGAAGCAAAAGCAGAAGCAGAAGCAGAGGGAAGAUCUGAUCCUUGCGGAUCCAACCACUCCGACAUCUGAUGAUUCCGAUUCUUCGAGUACUGAUCCUGAGAAGAAGGCUUGGGAAGAGAAAGUUGCACAGCUCAUGAAGAACCUGCCAAAAGGUGUCGACGAAGGAGCUGCGAAACAAAUAUUCAACGAAAUCGUGGUACAUGGAGACGAGGUUCAUUGGGAUGAUGUUGCAGGUCUCGAAAUUGCCAAGAAGGCGUUAAAAGAGGCGGUCGUUUAUCCCUUUCUUCGGCCAGAUCUAUUUAUGGGUCUCAGGGAACCCGCUCGUGGGAUGCUCCUUUUUGGACCUCCUGGGACGGGGAAGACUAUGCUGGCAAGAGCUGUCGCAACUGAGUCGAAAUCAACCUUCUUCUCGAUUUCGGCUAGCAGCUUGACGAGCAAGUACCUGGGCGAGUCGGAGAAACUCGUGAGAGCCCUCUUCUCUCUUGCCAAAGCUUUGGCGCCCAGUAUCAUUUUUGUAGACGAGAUCGACUCCUUGCUUUCUUCGCGGUCUGGCUCAGGUGAACAUGAGGCUUCGAGACGUAUCAAGACGGAAUUCUUGAUCCAGUGGAGCGACCUACAGCGAGCCGCGGCAGGGAGGGAGCAGAGUGAUAAGGAGAAAGAAAGAGGUGAUCCUAGUAGGGUUCUAGUCCUUGCGGCUACCAAUCUUCCAUGGGCCAUUGAUGAAGCUGCGAGACGUCGUUUUGUUAGGAGGCAGUAUAUUCCUCUACCGGAGGAUGAAACUAGGGCAACGCAGCUGAGAACCCUCUUGGGACACCAGAAGCAUAGCCUUAGUGAGGCUGAUAUCCAGGAGUUGGUUAGGUUAACGGAUGGUUUUUCGGGAUCCGACAUUACGGCUUUGGCCAAGGAUGCUGCCAUGGGCCCGCUACGGUCUCUUGGUGAAGCUCUGCUUCACAUGUCUAUGGAUCAGAUUCGUCCGAUCCAAUUCAAGGACUUUGAAGCAAGUUUGGUCAAUAUUCGACCUAGUGUCAGCAAGCAAGGCUUGAAGGAGUUUGAGGAUUGGGCUAAGGAGUUUGGUGAGCGUGGUGGUUAG
Messenger RNA from Amorphotheca resinae ATCC 22711, 2394 nucleotides. RefSeq lists its product as hypothetical. The transcript is spliced from 2 exons. Gene Ontology annotation, molecular function: ATP binding; ATP hydrolysis activity. The record is from RefSeq and is a predicted model, not a curated record. Bases 1 to 2394 code for a protein of 797 amino acids. Lineage: Eukaryota; Fungi; Ascomycota; Leotiomycetes; Helotiales; Amorphothecaceae.